CUCGCGAGUUGUACAAACAUUUGUUUAUAGUGAAUAAAAAAAACUCGUGAAAAAAAUGAUUAUAAAAAGUAGUGGCCGACAAAUUGCACUAAUUUCGAAUUGGAAUAUUCGUCGGUUAUCUUCUGUUGCACAGGUUCAAGUAAAAACCGAUGCGAACGACGAGCAAGAAUGGAACAAUGCAAAGCCGUACUCAACUCUUCCAGGACCCUCAAAAUUUGAAAUAUUGAGAUAUUUCUUGCCAGGAGGCAGAUACUACAAACUUACCAUGAUCGACAUGAUGAAGGCAUUGAACAAUGACUAUGGAUCGCUUAUGAAACUUCCUGGAAUAUUGGGCAAACCAGACAUGGUUGUUACAUUCGAUCCUAAAUAUUCGGUAAUCAUUUUUCGGAAUGAAGGUCAGUGGCCUGUUCGAAGAGGCAUCGACACGAUUGAUUAUUAUCGCAAGAAAAUUCGGCCCGACAUUUUUAAAAAGAGUGCCGGAUUGACCUAUGACCGCGGAGAAUCAUGGGCGAAUUUGCGUACGGCUGCCAAUCCAAUCAUGAUGAAACCGAAACUGGUGAGGGCGUAUAUUCCCGCCGUAGAUACGGUAGUUAGGGAUUUCAUUCGACGAGUUAAGACCAUUCGUGAUGAGAAGAAUGAAAUGCCAGAUGAUUUUCACAAUGAAUUGCUCAAAUGGUCACUUGAGUCCAUUGUGCUCAUAGCCCUCGAACAUCGACUGGGUCUUCUAAGUGAGACUGAUAAUCCAGAAAAUCAAAAGUUGAUCAACGCGAUCACAGACUUUUUCAAGCUUGCCUAUGAACUCGAUGUUAAGCCGUCGAUUUGGAGGUACUACAAAACACCAACGUUCAAUAGAUUAAUGGAAUGCUUUGAUGUUAUGACGACCUUGACGAAGAAGCACACAGAUAGAGCCAUUGAACGCCUAGCAAACCAAACAGGAAACAAUGAAUCGCAGGAAGAAAGUGUUCUCAAGAACAUUCUUCAAGUUGACAAAGAUUAUGCAGUUAUAUUGGCUUUAGAUAUGCUGAUAGCUGGAAUAGACACGACAUCUGCGGCUGUGUCUGGCCUUUGGUACAAUCUAGCCAAAAAUCAAAACGCACAGGACAAAUUGCGUGAAGAAAUUUUGACCCUUCUACCCGAUGCCAAUGCACCACUUACACCAGAUAGUCUUAAUAGUAUGCCGUAUAUGAGAGCCUGUCUCAAGGAAUCGUUAAGAGUGUCGCCUGUUCCAGCACGUAAUAUACGCUGCAUAGACCGGGACAUUGUUCUUCGGGGAUAUCAGAUACCGAAAGGAACGCUUUGUGUCAUGGGAAGUAUGACAAUGGCAAAAGACGAAAAAUUUGUCGAGCGGGCUGAUGAAUUUAUCCCGGAACGUUUUCUGAAAGAAACGCAACCUGGAUGUCCAAGUGCAAAGGACUUUAAUCCGUUCAUUUUCAUCCCGUUUGGUUUCGGGUCCCGGGCAUGUAUUGGAAGGCGUUUUGCUGAAAUGGAAAUUGGCGUUCUAACGAUGAGAUUGCUGAGGGAAUACAAAAUCGAAUGGAACAAUGAGCCGAUGAAGUAUGCAAAUGGAUUGAUCCUGACUCCUGCAUCAAAGUUGAAAUACAAAAUCACCGAGCUGUAAAAUUGCAUUUUUUCAAUCCAACUUCGUAAAAAUGUAUUGAGAACGAAUU
Bradysia coprophila is the source of this 1667-nucleotide messenger RNA. RefSeq names its product putative cytochrome P450 12b2, mitochondrial. NCBI's taxonomy places the organism in Eukaryota, Metazoa, Arthropoda, Insecta, Diptera, Sciaridae. The record is from RefSeq and is a predicted model, not a curated record. Gene Ontology annotation, molecular function: heme binding; monooxygenase activity; oxidoreductase activity, acting on paired donors, with incorporation or reduction of molecular oxygen.